GUGUCUGGGGGCUGCGGAAUGCGCGUAGAGGACAAGGGCAUGCUCUGUGGAGGCGGCAGCGAUGCGGGCCUGGCCAACGCCGCGGCGCGGGGGCAAGUGGAGAAGGUGCGGCAGCUCCUGGAAGCCGGCGCAGAUCCCAACGGAGUCAACCGCUUCGGGAGGCGCCCGAUACAGGUCAUGAUGAUGGGCAGCGCCCAAGUGGCCGAGCUGCUGCUCCUCCACGGCGCCGAGCCCAACUGCGCGGACCCUGCCACCCUCACCCGACCGGUGCACGACGCCGCCCGGGAGGGCUUCUUGGAAACGCUGGUGGCGCUGCGCCGGGCCGGGGCGCGGCUGGACGUGCGCGACGCCUGGGGCCGCCUGCCCGUGGACCUGGCUGAGGAGCGGGGCCACCGCGACGUCGCCCGGUACCUGCGCGCGGACGCGGGGGAUUGACGGCGGGUUCAAUUAGCCGCCCACGAUGACUCUUUUUUCUCCCCCAGUUCCCCAUCCCUACCUAGUUC
Galeopterus variegatus (Sunda flying lemur) is the source of this 503-nucleotide messenger RNA. RefSeq names its product cyclin-dependent kinase inhibitor 2B (p15, inhibits CDK4) (gene CDKN2B). The coding region runs from base 19 to 435 and encodes 138 amino acids. NCBI's taxonomy places the organism in Eukaryota, Metazoa, Chordata, Mammalia, Dermoptera, Cynocephalidae. Gene Ontology annotation, biological process: regulation of cyclin-dependent protein serine/threonine kinase activity; negative regulation of cell population proliferation. Gene Ontology annotation, cellular component: nucleus. The record is from RefSeq and is a predicted model, not a curated record. The transcript is spliced from 2 exons. Gene Ontology annotation, molecular function: cyclin-dependent protein serine/threonine kinase inhibitor activity; protein kinase binding.